GAUGACUAGGAGUCUUGCAGCUGCAGGUGUCUUCGCAUCAGAGGGUCGUGUUGGAGCUGUUUUGCGCAACAUUCACCCACCUUACCAUAAGGCACGAUGCCAGCCUAUGUGGGUCACAAAAUCCACAUGGACCAAAAUGAGAAGAUUGUCAUGUUUGGCGUGACUCAUGUGCUGGCAAUAGAUGGCUUCUCCAGCAAAAUUGUUGGACAAGCUACUAUGCCUGUAAAGAACAACCUCACCAUCUACAAUGACGUUUACAGGAGUGCAGUAAUGGAAUAUGGGAUGUGGGACCAGGUCAGAGUGGAUCAUGGAAAGGAGUUCUACCUCACUCUUUUCAUGCAGGAGAAGUUGGCCAGCCACCGCCACAACACUGAAAGGCCACCAUAUCUCCAAACACCAUCGACAAAGAAUCACAGAAUCGAGAGAAUCUGGCCAGAAAUCAACAACCGGGUCAACUACCCAUUGAAAGCUGCAUUGGUCCAACUGGUGGAUCAGGAGGAGCUGGACAUGGAGGACCAGAUGACUCGGUUCUGUGUGUCAUCUUUGACAUGCCAGUUGGCCCAGAUCGGUGUUAACCGACCUGUGCAAGCAUGGAAUGCACACAGGAUUCCUGGGAGGGGGAUCCCAAAUUACUUGGCCAGAGAUGGAUGCCCAAAUAAGCUGUCGACAGACCUUUUGCCAAAUGCAUCUGUGGCUGCAGACUGGUACGACCAGGAAGUGGGCUCACUGACAUGAGUGUCAGACUUUGGCACCAACCCAUUUCCAAGUUUACAGGACCAGGAAGCUGCAGUGAGGGGAUUUGUUCUGCAGUGCCCUGAUACAAGUGUACUGCUGGACAAUGCAGUGAAUAAUCUGCCACAACCGUUCAAAGAUGGACUCAAAGGCCUCAUCGACAUCUCAAGGAGAAAUUGUCAACGCUGAUGUUUUUUUGUGUGUCUAAGUUGUUAUUGUCUGUGCUUUUUAAUUGGUUCAACUGACGGAAUGUUUUUUUCUUUUCUUCAAAUGUUGGGGGUCUAAAGGGAGAAAUAUGUUCUUUUUGAAUAAACACUUCUGUUGUCUUCAAA
Pseudoliparis swirei is the source of this 1064-nucleotide messenger RNA. RefSeq lists its product as uncharacterized. The record is from RefSeq and is a predicted model, not a curated record. The coding region runs from base 97 to 735 and encodes 212 amino acids. The transcript is spliced from 5 exons. Lineage: Eukaryota; Metazoa; Chordata; Actinopteri; Perciformes; Liparidae.